GGCGACGAGAACAGACCGCACAAGGGAAUAGACAGAGGCGCGUGUGGAAAGAGGCGGCAAUUAGCGUUAAAGACGGACAAUUGUCGCUGGAAAAGUGCAGAGAGGUUGAGCCACAGGAACCCCACAUGCAGAGACGCUUAUCAUCAGGCGGUUAUUAUGAAAGGCAACCAUUAUAAGAUGUCUCGUAACAAAGACAAAUACGACAGCGCUAAUCGAAGGCAGCAGAUCUUUCUUUCCCAAGAGGAUAUUGCCGCUGGCAAAAAGACAAACUGGAGCGGCCUCGAAAUAACUGGCUGCGUGCGGAACAUCAGCCCCUCGCUGUGGGAGUUCGAGCAUUUGACCGCCCUCUACCUGAACGACAAUCAGCUGCUGCGUCUCCCCGCCGACGUGGGCAUGCUGACCAGUCUCCGCACACUGGAUCUCUCCAGCAAUAAGCUGCGAAGUCUCCCCGCCGAGCUUGGAGAGUUAAUACAGCUGAGGGAACUGCUGCUGAACAACAACUUUCUGCGCGUGCUGCCGUACGAGAUUGGCAAGCUCUUCCAUCUGGUCAUACUCGGCCUGAUGGGCAAUCCGCUGCAAAAGGAGUUUAUGAACAUCUACAACGAGCCGAAUGGCACGUCCAAACUGCUCACCUACAUGCUGGACAACUUGUCAUUUACCGUGAAUCCACCACCCCAGAGGCCGUGGCUGCCCCUGGCCAAGCCGAACAAAACGCGUCCAGCCUGCAUUUUCACGGUUAUGUGCUACAAUGUGCUCUGCGAUAAAUAUGCGACACGGCAAAUGUACGGCUACUGUCCAUCGUGGGCCCUGUGCUGGGAUUAUCGAAAAAAGUCAAUCAUCGACGAGAUCCGUCACUAUUCGGCGGAUAUUAUAAGCCUGCAGGAGAUAGAAACGGAGCAGUUCUAUCACUUCUUUUUGCCAGAGCUCAAGAACGAUGGCUACGAGGGCAUAUUCUCGCCCAAGUCGCGUGCCAAGACAAUGUCCGAGGUGGAGCGGAAGUAUGUCGAUGGGUGUGCAAUCUUCUUCAGGGCCUCAAAAUUCACCUUGAUCAAGGAGCACUUGAUCGAAUUUAACCAGCUGGCGAUGGCCAAUGCAGAGGGAUCGGAUAACAUGCUGAACCGUGUGAUGCCCAAGGACAACAUUGGUCUGGCCGCUCUGCUCAAGGUGAAGGAGAAUGCCUGGGAGCCGAUGUCCGAGGUGACACAGAUCUCACAGCCGCUGCUCGUCUGCACGGCGCACAUCCACUGGGAUCCGGAAUUUUGUGAUGUCAAGCUCAUCCAGACGAUGAUGCUCAGCAAUGAGCUCAAGACGAUAAUUGACGAGGCCUCGCACAGCUUCAGACCGGGACACAAGAACGACUCGAACAGUGUUCAGCUACUGCUCUGCGGCGACUUCAAUUCGCUACCCGACUCCGGGGUGGUUGAGUAUCUGGGCAAGGGACGGGUCUCCAUGGACCAUCUGGACUUUAAGGACAUGGGCUACAAGUCGUGCCUGCAGCGCCUGCUUUCGAACGACACCAACGAGUUCACGCAUUCCUUCAAACUGGCCUCCGCGUACAGCGAAGAUAUCAUGCCGCACACUAACUACACGUUCGAUUUCAAAGGCAUCAUCGACUACAUAUUCUAUACGAAGACGGGAAUGGUGCCUCUGGGUCUGCUUGGGCCCGUCUCAAAUGAUUGGCUGCGCGAGAACAAGGUGGUGGGAUGUCCCCAUCCGCACAUACCCUCCGAUCAUUUUCCGCUGCUCGUUGAACUGGAGUUGAUGCACACGGCCAGCCAGGCGCCUCCCAACGGGCUGAUCAACAGACGGUAGCAAUAGAAUAGACGCGGCAGACCCACCAUGAUGACAACGACAACUACACGGACAGCAGCCACAGUCGGAGGAGUAGCAAGUGGGAGCAGUGGUAGUGGUGGUGGUGUCGCCGGCGUCGUCAACAGCAACAGUGCGGUAAAUAAUAUCCACGGCAGCAGUUACAGGGGACGCAGCAACAGUGGCAGCGGCAGCCACAGCCACAGUCACAGUCACAGCCACAGCCAUCGCAUAGUGGCACAAAGAAAGGUACCUCCUGUAACAGCAGCCGCACCAACUGACAAGCAGCCACCACCGCCAUGAAGAGAGACAACCAAUCCGCGAUCACCUGCCGCACCCACAAUUGACGUGGCGCUCUGUCCGCAACAAGAUUCAGUUUUAGUUAUGUACGUUAAAAAGAUUAGAUAACCCCAUACCCAUACCCAAGCCCCGAUCAUCCGAUCGCAAAAACCCAAUAAGUUAUAAGUUGACGACGUUGUAGAGGCCUCGCUCCUUUGUGCGCUGGUUCGCAAAGCGCGUUACCAAUGCAAUACAAAAAAAAGAAAACAAAAAAAUCAAAGUAUGAUAGUAGCUCGUAAUUGGAGGAAUUUAACUUACUUGCUGAUAAUCUUCUGACAACCGCGCCCCGCCCUCGCCUUUCUUUUUUGGUUUUAUCACAUUCACACACACACACACACACACACACACACACACACAUACACAUACACAUACACAUACACAUACACAAACACAUUUUUCCCAUCGAAUAAAUUACAUUUAAAGUUAUGAUCGAUCUGUGUACAUUGUUUAGUUCUUGUAACACCCGAAAAACCGAGCAUAAAUGUAAGCCAAAUGUUUCAUUUAACAGUCGUAGAUCGUAAGAGAAAAAGAGAGAGAGAGAGAGAGAGAGCUAAACACAAACAAAAAUAGCAAAAACAAACCUAAACUAUAAGUAAAAGGUAAAAAAAAAAAAACAUAAAAUAUUGUAAAAAAUUAAACAAGAAGGAAAAUAUGCAGAAUUAAUUAAUGGACCGUUUUUUGACAAAAGGUUUUAACCAAACGGAAGAAUAAUCAAAAUGGGAAAAAUGGACAAAGUAAACCCUACUAUAUAGAGAUACAAGAUAUGCAAGAUUAUGUGUAUAGAUAUACUUAUUGGGCCAUCCCACAACCAAGAAACCCAAUUCCUCAAUGUGUAUUGAAUGUAGAAACAAAACAGCGAUCCCGAGCAUACCUCUACUUUUUGUGUGUGUUUGCUUAAACGUCCACAUAUUGUAGACCUGAAGAGAGCUGGUAGCUACUUUUAAGUAGAUAUAUGUACAUACAAUACUAUAACGUUAAUCCAUAAGUGUCGUGUGUGGUAUGGGAUAAAUGUCUACCUAUAGAAUCAAUCAAUCAACCAAGCCCCAUCUCCAUAAGUACCACUACCUACCAUAAACAAUGUAAAAUUCAAGCAUUCAACAACAAUUCAAUAUCAAAGUUUCAACAAAUAAUAUAACUAUAUGUAAAUCUGAUUGAUACGAGGCGCACAUGGGCAGGCCAUCUUCAUUCAGAGAAACCCCGCCCCCUCAUGCGUACAUACAUACGAAUAAAACCAAGAAUCAAAUGUAUAA
Molecule: messenger RNA, 3398 nt
Organism: Drosophila persimilis
Lineage: Eukaryota; Metazoa; Arthropoda; Insecta; Diptera; Drosophilidae
Gene: twin
Product: CCR4-NOT transcription complex subunit 6
Exons: 8
Coding region: 157-1812 (551 amino acids)
Biological process (GO): nuclear-transcribed mRNA poly(A) tail shortening
Cellular component (GO): cytoplasm; CCR4-NOT complex; nucleus
Molecular function (GO): protein binding; poly(A)-specific ribonuclease activity
Source: RefSeq, a predicted model, not a curated record